This is a messenger RNA of Asparagus officinalis (garden asparagus), 1696 nucleotides long. RefSeq names its product serine carboxypeptidase-like 18. The record is from RefSeq and is a predicted model, not a curated record. The coding region runs from base 98 to 1501 and encodes 467 amino acids. Gene Ontology annotation, biological process: secondary metabolic process; proteolysis. The transcript is spliced from 14 exons. Gene Ontology annotation, molecular function: serine-type carboxypeptidase activity; acyltransferase activity, transferring groups other than amino-acyl groups. NCBI's taxonomy places the organism in Eukaryota, Viridiplantae, Streptophyta, Magnoliopsida, Asparagales, Asparagaceae.
CGAUAAGACUUCUGAGUUAAAAGGCUAAAGCCCCGAAUAGAAAGCCCACGCGUGCCGUCCCAGGACUCAGCUUGCUUCCCUCACUACUCUCUCAGCGAUGGCUCCUCCUCUCCUCCUCCUCCUCCUCCUUUUCCCCCCUCUGCUCCUCUCCUCAUCUCCUGCUCUCUCUGCGGUCACCGUAACCCAUCUCCCUGGCUUUAACGGCCCUCUCCCCUUCCGUCUUGAAACUGGGUAUGUAAGUGUUGAUGAGGUGAACGGUGUGGAGCUCUUCUAUUAUCUUAUAGAGUCGGAGAGGGACCCUAAAGCUGACCCUCUCAUACUCUGGCUCAAUGGGGGCCCCGGUUGCUCAGCCUUCAGCGGUCUCGCCUUCGAAAUUGGUCCUCUAAAAUUUGUAACUGCAAAGUACGAUGGCAGGUUACCAUCUUUGGCAUAUCAUCGUUAUGGUUGGACAAAGAUUGCGAAUAUCAUCUUUCUCGACUCUCCUGUCGGAACUGGAUUCUCAUUCUCUAGAAAUCCUAAAGGCUAUGUGGUUGAUGACACAAUUGUAUCAAAACGGACCUACGAGUUUCUGAGGAAGUGGCUUGUCGAGCACCCGCGUUUCAUUUCCAAUCAUCUCUAUAUUGCUGGUGAUUCAUAUGGAGGAAAAAUUGUUCCGAUUCUCACUAGCAUAGUUGCAAAUGGUAUUGAAGAUGGCCAUCAUCCGCUCAUGAAUCUCAAGGGUUAUUUAGUUGGCAAUCCAAGGACUGGUGAACUUAUUGAUUACAAUUCUCGGGUCGCAUUUGCACAUGCCAUGGGCAUCAUUUCAGAUGAACUCUAUGAGGCGAUACAUGGAUAUUGUGGAGGAGAGGAUUAUAUUAAUCCUAAUCCCCUCAACUUACGAUGCAUUUCGGCACUUGAUAAAUUUGAGACGUUCAGAGCCGAACUAGAGAAAAACUAUAUUUUGGAUCCCAAAUGUCCUGCGGCAUCGCCUCAAAGAAAGAAAAUGUCUGGUGAUCGGUACUUACAGGAGAAGCAUUCAGACAUCCUGCUACCACCAGCGGUGGUUCCUGGAUUGGAGUGUAGAUCGUAUGCUUAUUUCCUAUCCUACUAUUGGGCAAAUGAUUAUAACAUCAGAGAGGAUCUCCACGUCAAGAAGGGAACUGUAGAAGAAUGGGUCAGGUGCAAUAAUAGCCUUGCGUAUAGCGAGAACGUCCAAAGUUCACUAGGACAUCAUCUCAACGUAACCAUGAAAGGAUACAAAGCAUUGGUAUACAGUGGCGACCAUGACAUGGCCGUGCCAUUUAUCGGCACACAAGCAUGGAUUCGAUCUCUCAACUACUCUAUUGUCGAUGAUUGGCGCUCGUGGCAUGUGGAUGGCCAAGUUGCUGGAUACACGAGAAAAUACUCUCAUAAUUUGACAUUUGCGAUAGUAAAGCAGAAUGCCGGUCACACGGCGCCGGAGUACCAACCGAAGAAUUGCUUGAUUAUGAUUGAUAGGUGGAUUUCGCAUGAGUCUCUUUGAUAUACUCCCAAAUGAUUGGAUAAAGGGAUGUGUAGUCAUUGUUUAUAAAUUUAAAUUUCCUUCGAAAAAAACUUAUAUCUGCUCUUAUAUUCGUGCAAAAACAAAUAUUAGAGAUAUCUACAAGAUUAUUUUUUGACUGACUUAAGUUUAAUACUUGCAGAUUGCUCAUUGUAGCAAGUUACGUCUUGUGGUGUC